AUGAUAGAUCACAAAGUAUCUCUGUAUGCAUAUGUAAUUCUAACUGUGUCCAGCGUUGCUCUUGUGCGGCAUUACUGGCUUCGAGUUUUUGGUCGAAAGCUCCGACACCCACCCGCUCCUAGGUCUCUACCAUUCAUUGGGAAUAUCCUCUCGAUUCCAUCGGGUCUGGACUACUUGGGGUAUUUUGAGCUUGGGAAACGGCUCGGCAGCGAUAUUAUCUAUAUGGACAUGAUGGGGAAGCCAGCCAUUGUUCUUAACACUGCCCAAGCUGCUUCAGACCUAUUUGAAAAACGCUCAGCGAUCUAUUCUGAUCGAAGAAGUGCCUCGAUGGUAAAAAGUGCUAGCUUGCUUGACUGGCCAGGUUUUAUACCUUCGUUGUCAUACUCCGAUCAAUGGCGCCGUCAACGUCGAAGAAUGAAUAAUUGGCUAAACAUGCGUGCUGUCCGCCAGUUCGAUGGUAUCCAACAGGAAGCGGUCCGGCGGCUCCUUGGUUGUCUGCUGGAAACUCCUGAAAGUCCAGCCCCCUUCAAGCUGGUAAAAAACCAGUUCUCCUUCGCAAUGGCAUAUGCCACGUUCAAGUUAGCUUAUGGGUAUCGUCUCAAGGGUGACCAAGACCCAUUCUUUUUGGAUGCUAUUGAAGCUACAGAUAAUGUUUUCUGUGCUAUGAUGAAGAGCAACUUCUUUGUCAACGCAUUUCCAAUUCUCGAAUAUGUUCCGGGCUGGCUGCCUGGUGCCGGGUGGAAGGAAACUGCUCGAAAAUGGAGGGAACAAAAGAAUCAUGCAGUUGCUGCUCCGUAUGAGUGGACGAAGCGCCAAGUGGCAUCGGGUGACUUCGAGCCUUCGGUGCUCAGCGCCUUGCUUCAGGACGACCCAGCAGGACUUGGUAUAUCAACGGAAGAAAGGGAGCAAGAACUUAAGGAACUCGCUUAUAUUCUUUUUGCUGCCGGAACGGAUACGUCAGCAACAGCUUUGGUCAAUUUUGUUGCAGCCAUGGUGAUAAAGCCUGAAGUACAAGCCAAAGCUCAGGCUGAAGUAGACUCUGUGUUGGGCAACGUAGUUCGGCUACCAACAAUAGCGGAUCGAUCUCAAAUGCCUUAUGUGGGGAAUCUGAUACAGGAGGUUAUGCGUUGGCAUCCUGUGGCACCUACAGGGGGAGAUCCCCAUGUUUGUUUUCAGGAUGAUGUGUACCAAGGAUAUGACAUUCAAAAGGGUACAAUGAUAAUAGGCAACCUUUGGGGGAUGACCCGCGAUGAAUCUGUAUACGAAGACCCAGAAGAUUUCAAUCCCGACAGGUUCUUGGAUCCAAACGUCCCGGUUGCGCCGGGAUUUGGAUGGGGAAGACGUAUAUGCCCGGGGCUGCAUUUCGCUGAGGCAUCAUUAUUCCUCUCGAUAGCAUCGCUUUUAGCUACCUAUAAUUUCUCCCGCAAGAAAGACAAAAACGGGAAAGAAAUUAUUCCCAUUGUCGAGGGUGCCGUGAAUAGCCUAACUGUUCCAAUCAAGCCCUUCGACUUUGAGAUCCGCCCAAGGUCCGAAAAACAUCGAGCCCUUAUCAUUGAGAACAUCCCCAAAGAAUAG
Molecule: messenger RNA, 1575 nt
Organism: Rhizoctonia solani
Lineage: Eukaryota; Fungi; Basidiomycota; Agaricomycetes; Cantharellales; Ceratobasidiaceae
Product: cytochrome P450 family protein
Exons: 13
Coding region: 1-1575 (524 amino acids)
Molecular function (GO): heme binding; iron ion binding; oxidoreductase activity, acting on paired donors, with incorporation or reduction of molecular oxygen
Source: RefSeq, a predicted model, not a curated record